Kluyveromyces marxianus DMKU3-1042 is the source of this 1710-nucleotide messenger RNA. RefSeq names its product protein kinase TDA1 (gene TDA1). The transcript has a single exon. Lineage: Eukaryota; Fungi; Ascomycota; Saccharomycetes; Saccharomycetales; Saccharomycetaceae. The coding region runs from base 1 to 1710 and encodes 569 amino acids. The record is from RefSeq and is a predicted model, not a curated record. Gene Ontology annotation, biological process: cellular response to oxidative stress; protein phosphorylation. Gene Ontology annotation, molecular function: calcium/calmodulin-dependent protein kinase activity; ATP binding; calmodulin binding.
AUGUCUGGAAAGUCGGAUUACGUUACUAUUGGAGAAAAGGUUUGGCCCGAUGGAUGCAGGGCCGUUGGUCAAGGUACAGCAACAGGACUUGGUUCAGGUCCUAGCCAGUACCAAUGUACGUAUGUGACCAAGAAAAGUGCUCUAGGUGAUGGCCAUUUCAGUGUAGUGAAAGAAUGUAUGAAUACAAUGACAAAAGACCGGUAUGCAAUGAAACUGGUCGACAAGAGACUGGUAGUGGACAAGCUACAGUUGAUCCAGCGGGAGAUUAGUGUGUUGAAACGGAUCAGCGAGUUGAUCAGGGAGUUGGAACGUGUUAAGAAAACGGAAAGUGGUGGGAACCAGGCUGUUUUUGAAGGUCAUCACCACGUUCUACAGCUAUUUGACUUCUUUGAAACUCCAAAGAACAUUGUGCUUAUCACGCAACUCUGCGAGCCCGAAGACCUUUACGACAAGAUCUUGAAUGCUGGCCAUUUGGACUUGAAGAAACAGGUGCAGCCAUUCACGGCUUGUAUUCUGAGUGCGCUGCAAUUCUUGCACGAACACGGAAUUAUUCAUCGGGAUAUCAAGGCCGAGAACGUAUUGUUCCGGCUACGGAACUCGAGCUCGAGCAACGCGUUGCUCGAAGUGCCCCAGGAGGGCGCUGAUUACGAUACCAGUGCACACGACUUGAUUUUGGCCGAUUUUGGGCUUGCCAUCAAGGCUAGCACCGGGAGCACAGAGUUUGUCGGAACAAUCUCGUACUUGGCACCGGAAAUCGUCGCAUGUAAGAACAGCGCCCGGAUGUCUGCCGUGCAAUUGAACAGGUUGAGACCCUACGGACGCGGGGUUGAUAUCUGGGCGCUUGGGGUGUUGUGCUACUUCAUGGCGUUUGGUUACAUGCCUUUUGAUUGCGAGACAGAUGCCGAGACAAUGGACUGCAUUACAAAGAGCGACUACUACAUGGAUGAGGAAAAAGUCCAGGAUCCCGACUUUAAGGAGUUCUGGUCGUUCUUGGAGCGCUGCUUUGACGUUGAAAUGGACACACGUAGCUCAGCGGACGAAUUGGCAGCACAUGGGUUCUUGUGUGCGCAAUAUUUCCCAAAUAAACUAGCGAAAAGCACUGACGUCGCCAAGGGAAACAACGCUACAAAAUUAACAACAAAGCCUGUGCUCAAGGUUUCUAAAUCAUCUUCGAACAUCCACUCUCGUGCUCCACCAUCAAGGUCUGCCAGCACGCUGUCCAUGGACCUUGGUGAAUCGAUGAGACGUUCGAACUCAAGCGAGGCUAACCUCAACAGAAUUAGAGAAACUUUGAAGAAAACACUCUCUAUGACAUCGAUCAAGAAUGCCGGUGGAAUUCCCAACCCCAAUGCCAAUAUCGCUAACAACUUCAAUAGAGGCAUUUCUACAUUUACUCUUGAACCGGAGCUUCCGAACGUGGCUCUGAUGAACGGAUGCCUAUGCGCAACGCCUAAAUCGUACUCUAAUUUUACAACUUCGCCAGUGAUGUCGCGUAACGCCUCGCGCAGCAACAUCAACACUGCUUAUGGCUCCUGGAACGAACCGCACAUUUCUGCUCUAAAUUCCGGAGCCACGUUAACGGAUUCGGAGGCUCAAGCCCAGAACGAGACAAUGUCAUUAGCCAUGGCUUUGGGUACGGGCACGUCGCAAGGAACAGUCACUGGAGGAGAACCAAUUCACAGAAACCACAAGACGGUAUUUGAAUUAUGA